GAGAUCCAGCUGUGGGGAAGAGUGCUUUAGCCCAGAUGUUCCGCAAUGAUGGGGCUCAUUUUCAGAAGAACUACACACUGACAACGGGCAUAGAACUGUUGGUGAAGGUUGUAUCAGUUCCAGAGUCAAGUAAUAGUGUGGAAUUCUUCAUUUUUGACUCUGCAGGAAAAGAUCUAUUUUCUGAAUUGCUGGAGAAACUGUGGGAGCAACCCAACGUCCUGUGCCUCGUUUAUGAUGUCACUAAUGAGCAAUCUUUCAACAACUGUGCCAAGUGGUUGGAGAAGCUGAGGUCUCAAGCAGUUGGAAUGCACAUCCCAGGUGUCUUAGUGGGGAAUAAAACAGACCUAGUUGGUCGUCGAGUUGUGGAGCAGAAACAAGCACAGGAGUGGGCUGAGAAACAUGACCUGGAAUACUGUGAAAUGUCAGUGAAGGAGAUGAAAAAUUUUGAGGUCCCUUUCCACAUCCUGGCAAAGUCAUUCUACCAAAUGUACAAAGAGAAAGUGGAAACUUUUCACUCAGUAUCUUGAGGGUCAUGACUGGAAUGACUUAUUUAUCCUCUAAGCUUCUUCUAGUGCCCAGAAUCCUGCAGGAUGGAAUACAGAGAGAAGAAAAAAAAUGAGCUAUUUGCUUCUUCGUGGUCGUUUUCUGGUAAUUCAAAAUAAACUAGAAAUAAACAAGUGGAAAGACA
Messenger RNA from Antrostomus carolinensis (chuck-will's-widow), 688 nucleotides. RefSeq names its product intraflagellar transport 27 (gene IFT27). NCBI's taxonomy places the organism in Eukaryota, Metazoa, Chordata, Aves, Caprimulgiformes, Caprimulgidae. The record is from RefSeq and is a predicted model, not a curated record. Gene Ontology annotation, molecular function: GTPase activity; GTP binding. Bases 36 to 527 code for a protein of 163 amino acids. The transcript has 6 exons.